UCAAGAACAGUCCAGAAAAUAAAACGCGGUCGCCGGAGGUUUACAGAAGUUUGUCGGAGCCGAAAAAUGAAAAACAGAAAGAAAAACCGAACAGACAACCAUCAGAAGGAUCAUUAACGUCCGACGACUUUAAAUUUUCUUGGAGGCAACGAAUUUGUUUUAAUCUUCGGUCGUGUUGUUGCUGUGGAAAACCAAUUACUAAGUAGUUUUUAUGCAUUUUUGUCAGUAGUAUAUUUAUUUUUAGAUAAUAAUUUUUUUAAAAUUUGUAAUAUUUUAAUAAAAUAUUUUUAUGUGUAUGUGCAUUUAAAUCGGCUAAUCAUUUGAAUCAAGAUUUGAAUAAUAAAUGCUUCACAUGACAAAAUGUAAUUUCCGAUUGCAUGUUUUCAAGUACAUAGGUAAUAAAUUUUAGUGGGAGUCCCCUGAUAAACAAAAAAAACGUAUAUUAAUAAUAACCGGACAUUUAAUUGAAUUUAAUUAAGAAUUUGAUUAUGAUUUCACAAAGCAUUUGGUAUGUAGGUAGGUAUAUAAUAAUAUAAUAUUUUUACUUUAUCAACCAAUUUUAGUAGUUGACUUGCUUUUCUAACACCGGAAAAGGAAGUUUGUUAAAAGCGAGUCGCCGAUUGAUAAGAAUACGCGACGAAGUGCCGAAAACUACUACAAAAUUCAGAGAUAACUUUUUGAAUGAUCUUCAAGUGUUAGUUCAUUAUGUUUUUUUUUAUAAACAAAUGCUUUGAGUUAUAUUUUACAUACUUGUUUUUGUAACUUAGCUAAAAGAGAAGGAUUGCUGAUGGAAAUUUCCUGAAUUUCAUUUUGUUGAUCAGUGUACUUUCAUUUUAAACAACUUAAGAUAUUCGACUAUGUGCGUACUUUGGUUGUAAACAAACAAGAUAAAAAGCUAUUAAACAGAGCUUUUAUAGACAUUGUUGCUAGCAACAAGCGGCAGCAAUGUUGUGCAACAGCAAUCGCAGCCAAAUGACGAAAGAGCGAGUUGCGCGCUCAGUUUCAGUUCGUGAUUGGAGGCCAAGCUGAGAUGCAGUACAACCAGCCGCCGGUGGGAUCCACAGGCUAUCCCCACCAGAUGCCACCACCCACUUACGAGCAGGUGGUGCACAUGCAGCCCCCAGUUCAAGUGGUUCAUGCAGCAGCUCCGCCACCUGUGGUUAUCAUACAACAUCAAGCUGUACUUCCGGUGGGUCCGGAUCCCAGUUUCAUCACCUGCCCGCAUUGUCAUGUAAAGAAACGGACCCGUGUUGAGUAUUCGCCCAGUGUGAAGACCCACAGCAUGGCCGCCUUGCUCUGUAUAGUUGGCCUCUGGUGUUGCGCGUGUCUGCCGUACUGCGCCACCAGCUGCAUGAAUGCAAAUCACUUUUGCGGCAAUUGCAACAAGUUCGUGGGCGUCUACGCCAGCGGUUAGCCAGCA
Messenger RNA from Drosophila ficusphila, 1420 nucleotides. Its product is annotated as lipopolysaccharide-induced tumor necrosis factor-alpha factor homolog. The record is from RefSeq and is a predicted model, not a curated record. Bases 1031 to 1414 code for a protein of 127 amino acids. Gene Ontology annotation, molecular function: zinc ion binding. NCBI's taxonomy places the organism in Eukaryota, Metazoa, Arthropoda, Insecta, Diptera, Drosophilidae. The transcript has 4 exons.